AAAAGCGGAAUCUUAUGGUCCAACAGUUAUAUCCCGAUUUUUAGUCAAUCCUCCAGAGGAAAUACCCAAAUUCUCUAAAUCACUUACAAGAGUUUCCGAAAUUUUGAUGAUAUUCAAGACCCCCGCUAAAUUUUGCCGAUUGGGAACAAUGAAGCUGCUAUCGUUAUUUGUUAUAAUCAUGGCUGCGCUUGUAGUAGCCUGCUCUGCCCACAACGGCAGCCGCAGUCCUCACCGGAUUCUUUUGGAUACCGAUGUUGAAACAGACGAUCUCUUUGCUAUUUUGUACCUCCUGAAGCUUAAUAGAUCUGAAUUUGAUUUGCAGGCAAUAACGAUUAACACAAAUGCAUGGUCAGACGCCGGGCAUGCAGUGAAUCAAAUAUAUGAUAUUCUUUACAUGAUGGGGCGGGAUGACAUUGCUGUCGGUAUGGGGGGUGAGGGUGGAAUACUCGAUGAUGGUAAAAUACAGCCGAAUGUUGGUGGAUAUAUUCCUAUAAUUGACCAGGGGAGUGGUACAGCUGGACCUUGUAGAUAUAGACAGGCUAUUCCUGUUGGAAAAAGAUUGUAUAAAGAUACAAACUAUGGCUAUCGAAAAAGCUUUCUUCCACAGGGAAGCAGGAGAUAUUCACCUCUUCAACAACCAAGUGCUCAGAAAGUACUAAUCGACAAGAUAUCUGAAGGUCCCAUUAGUUUGUUUGUAAUUGGGGCGCACACAAAUAUUGCCAUCUUUCUUAUGACUAAUCCACAUUUAAAGAAAAAUGUUGAGCACAUUUAUAUUAUGGGGGGUGCUGUGAGGUCAAAGAACCCAACCGGUUAUCCUGGUAAUGUAUUUACAAGCUUCAAAAGUAAUCCGUAUGUGGAAUUCAACUUCUUUGGAGAUCCUUUUGCAGCAUAUCAGGUUAUUCAUUCUGGUAUUCCAGUCACCCUUGUUCCCCUAGAUGCAACAAACACAAUUCCCGUUUCAAAAAACUUCUUCGAGGCAUUUGAGCGUAAUCAACAUACCUACGAGGCACAAUAUGUUUUCAAGUCACUUAAGAUGGUCAGAGAUAUAUGGUCUGACAAUCGUUUCUAUGAGAGUUGUUUUAUGUGGGACUCAUUUAUGUCAGGUGUUUCCACUUCAAUUAUGCGUAAUCUACACAAACAACAUGGAGAAAACGAAUUUUCAGAAAUGCAUUAUAUGGAUAUUACCGUGGUUACUUCCAAUAAACCUUACGGGAUAUCUGAUGGCUCAAAUAAAUUCUUUGAUGGUCGUAAAAUUCCAAAAUUCAACUUAAAGAGAAAUGGAGUUCAUAGUGGUCAUGUUCAAACCGGAAUUCAAGAUCCUUUUUGCCUCCAAAAAAAUGGGACAGGGAGAUGUAAGGAUGGUUUAACAGAGAGAGUCACUGGAAGGGAUUCAGCGGGUGUAUUGAUUGCUACAAGGGCAAAGCCAAAUCGCAACAAGACUAGCUCCCUCGAAAGAGAAUUUUUCGUCAGUUUUCUGGAUGUGUUAAACCGACAAAAAAAUAAAGGCAUAUUCAAUUUUACAUCUCAAUUUCCCAACUACAAGGAAGUUCUCUACAAACCAGAUUUUGAAGGGAAAAAACUAGGAAAGAUGAUUGUUUUUGACAUGGAUAUGAGUGCAGGUGACUUUUUGGCCCUCUUUUAUCUUCUCAAAGUACCCAUAGAGACAAUAUAUCUUAAGGCAAUACUAGUAACUCCAACCGGCUGGGCAAAUGCAGCAACAAUAGAUGUGAUCUAUGAUUUACUACAUAUGAUGGGUCGUGAUGAUAUUCUUGUUGGUUUAGGGGAUUCAUUUGGUUUGAACCAGUCUUACCCGAAUGACCCAAACACUGGCAACUGCAAGUACUCGAAGGCUAUCCCAAAUGGAAGUGGUGGUUUGUUGGACUCCGACACCCUCUUUGGACUUGCUCGUGAUCUACCAAGAAGCCCAAGAAGAUAUACAGCAGAAAAUUCUGUGGAGUUUGGAGCUCCUAGGACUACUGAUUUCCCUCAACUUAGACAACCAUUAGCACUCGAAGUUUGGAACUCAAUAGCGAAAUCUGCUGAUCUUGAAUCUAAAAUUACCAUUUUAACCAAUGGGCCGUUGACAACUUUAGCAAAAAUUAUACUUGCAGACACAAAUGCUAGUUCUAUCAUACAGGAUGUAUUUAUAGUAGGAGGGCAUAUCAACUACCAGAACAAAGACAAUGGAAAUGUUAUCAAUGUUCCUUCAAACAAGUACACUGAACUGAACAUGUUUCUUGACCCUUUAGCCGCAAAGGUAGUUUUUGAUUCAUCACUUGAUGUCACACUCAUCCCUCUUUCCAUGCAACGAAAGGUUUGUUCGUUUCCGCACAUCAUAAAAAAGUUGGAUAUGAAGAAAAAGACACCUGAAGCUCAUUUCAGUGAACAUUUGUUGACAAGACUGUAUCACUUGCAACAAAGGAAUCAUAGAUAUCGACAUAUGGACACGUUCUUGGGGGAGAUCUUGGGUGCAGUUAUCUUGGCUGGUGAUCAACAAACUUUAAAUGCAACCUUUCAUGUCAGACAUCUUAAGGUUCAUGCAACAGGACAAAUAUCUAAAGAUGGAGAAAUUACAGAAGACGCUGAAAAAAGGAAAUCAUUCAAAGUAUUGGAGAGGUUUGACCACGUAUCAUUUUAUGAGGUUUUUGCAGGCCGUCUUUCUGAUUACACACAAUCGAGUGUCGUUGGAAGCUUCAGCGAGCAAAAGAGAAUUUGGAGCACUCCGGAUUGAUGAUCUUGAGGCAGUUGUAAACAUUGCAUAUAUUACAAUGUUGUUGAUCAUAUCAAUGGGAUGAAAAAUAAUUGUGAAAUAAAAUAACAUUGAUGCAUGAAGUUGCUACCUGUAUAUGUUUUGUUGUGCAAAUAUCUAAACAUGACACUUUCUUUGUUC
Messenger RNA from Lactuca sativa (garden lettuce), 2890 nucleotides. RefSeq names its product nucleoside hydrolase 3. Lineage: Eukaryota; Viridiplantae; Streptophyta; Magnoliopsida; Asterales; Asteraceae. The record is from RefSeq and is a predicted model, not a curated record. Gene Ontology annotation, molecular function: hydrolase activity, hydrolyzing N-glycosyl compounds.